AAAGGUGCUUUACAGUCCAUUUACCAUGAAUAGCCUAUUAAAUUUUGAUUUUGGAUUUUCGCAUGCUUGGGGGAAACUUAAGACAAAUAAAUUGAAUAUGGAAAAACCAAAUAAUUAAAAAAAAGUGUAGUAUUUUUAGUGGAGUGUGUUUUCAGUGUCAGGUCCUACUUUUCUAAGUUGGGUGUGGGGUGGAUUAUGGGGUUUUGACACAAAGCCUCAGUAUUACAACAAGACUAGGUCGAAACCUAGUGUAUGGCUGGCCCAUGUAUGGUCAAUGUGCUAAAUUGUGGCCAAAUUGUUACAUGGACAGUCAGUGGUAGUGUCUAUAACAUGAAUUAGUAUCUCAGUCAAUCAGUGGAACUGCUGUAAAAGCCUCCUGAGGACCUAAUUCAUUUUAGAAACAGCAAAGGCCAGUGUGGAAACUCCAAUGCUUGGGACAGACUUUUAGGGCUGGCCCAGCUUUGCUGUGGUCCAGCCCCAAAUCCUGUCUAUAGACCUGUAGCCUACUUGAGUAAAUGUAGCAUCCUUAGAGACCACAUCAUUUUCAGACAUUUUCUGACUUGUCCAGACAUGGAGACACCCCGUUAUUGUCAUGUUGUUGUGUCCCAGGGAAUACUUUUAUUUUGAAAAACACAGCUCGCUCUGAGGGGAGGUCUCCGUUGCUGCACGCUUGACUGUGUUGAUCCCCUGGAAGAGGCCGCAGACGGACACAGCGCGGCGGGGCUGGAUCACGUUUCCUCAGGAAGGAACGAGCUUUCUGUCAGACGGUCCGGAGGAGUUGGUGAAGACAGCUGUGUGUCCUUUCCCCAGCCCUCUGGGAAUAUGUUGGAUGGUUGGGUUUGUUUACACCCUGGAGACUGUUCAUCCCAAACGAUCAGGAUGUUCUGUGUCCUCAAAUUAUGACCAAGUUGCAACAGGAUCCGAGAUAUACAGGCAAGUUUGCAAAAGUCCCCGGCUGCUGGACUGCUGAAUGAGAAUCCCAGAGAAGCGCUCCGGUGUGUUGAUGAGGCGUCUGCAGGCGGAGCAGCUGCUGUGUCCGGGUCAGUGUGCCCGCUGAGCUGCGGUGCUGUCGCGGAAUGCAGCAGCACGGCCGGGCAGACGCAUUCCUGUCUGUCUGCAGCCUCCUCACAGCGCGCACAGUUCUAGGGCUGAUAGUAGCCUGCGGCACGGCACGGCUCGGCACGGCACGGCAGUCCACGGCUGCCCAUCGUUAAGUCCUCUGACAGGGUGUAACCAGGAGCAAAAGCUCUGGACUGACCUGUGCCAUGAAGACCCAGAAGACCCGAGGUGUUACAACAACUUCACCUUCCUGCCGACGGAAGUCUCGCUUCACCUUACGAGGCAGAAACAAGAAAGACGGUGUGGUCCAAGGCAGGCUUCGCAUCCGCUCCAUGCCUGGAGUUUUCCUGGUGCUGGGGGUCAUCGUGGUGGUUGUUGGCACAGCUCUGGCUGUGGCGGGAUACUGGCCCUACCGGAUAUCGCGAUCAUCCAUCCUGGGAGCUGCAGAGGGGGAAAGUAUCUCUGAGUCGCAGACUUCUGGCUGGAGUCUGGGAGCUAAGGGCCUCCUAUCCACAGCCAGCCUCAUCCACAGUGAACGGAUGAAGCUGCUGGGACCUGUCAUCAUGGGGGUGGGACUCUUCAUCCUCAUAUGUGCCAACACAGUCCUGUACGAGAACAGGGACAGAGAAACUCAGAUGCUGUUGGCUCAGAUGCGCAGUGUAAUCUGCUCUGUGUCUGCAGCUGUGCCCUCAGCAGACCUUAAAGAAAUAGCAGCAGCCAACUCGAUGGCAAAACACUACCAGUGGGUAAACAGUUUACCAGCUGCCCAUCUCAACAUCCUCUGUUUGCAGCAGCUGGCCAGCUCUGAGCCCCUGCUCCAGACCACACACCCCAGAGACCAAGAAGACAGCAGGGAGGGCUUCUACCAGCAAGCUGUUCUCCACCACCAGGAGUCGGAGCCUGCGCCUUGCCUCCACUCCUCCCACUCCAUCUCAUGUAAUUCCUGUCCGACAGACUUUAACACACAGGCUAGUGCUGAGCUCAGGGGCAGUUCCAGUUUCAAUCCACAGCCUGCUCCACUUGUCAAGCUCAACAACUGCCUGGUGUCUGCCAGCUCCAUGUCCACCCUGGGGGUGGACAAGGUAGAUAUACCAGGUGCUCAGUCAAGGCGCUGCCACAGUAUGAGCUACAGGACUAACCCUUACAUAGCCCAAACUGGUGUGCGUCUGGAGGAAGGACUCCACACACCUGGAAUGCAGGGUCAAAUAAAUCAGCUGUUAGUCACGAGGAGAGAGGCUAGGUCACAGGUUAGCGUGAACAUCCCCAGGCAGGUCGUGAAUGCCGCAGAGGAGCAAACUCACCGAAGCUGGCCUCGGCUAGACCUGGGCAGUGGGAGACGAUACCUGAAACUAGAGAACAAAGAGGACUCAGUGGACAAACUGCUGGACCAGUUAGAGCAGCAGUGUACUCAGUGGGAUAAGAGUUUUGGCUCUGGGCCUUUCCAGUGAUAGCUGCUUUAGCUUCACAGCCCUGAGGGUACUUCAAGAUACAAAAACCCUGACAACCAAGGAUUAAUGAUAUUUUUCCCUGGAUUCUAAAACUGCCCUAAAUUUUUGGUUUUAAAUUCUGUGUGGGGCAGAGAGAAUCUGAGCCCUGGAUCAUUUGGAGUACAGUAUUUCUCACAAGGAUUGCUCAUUCUCAAUCUUAAAUGGAAUAUUGAGACACAGGGGUUAUGGUCUUUGCUUGGCUAGAUUUGGCAGAUGUUUUAUAUAACUGAAGGAGAGUAUAUACAGACCCUACACUGUCACAGAUGAGUGAAGCAAUUUGACAGACUUCUGCAAUUUGGGUUGGCAGCAAUGCAAGAAAUCCACUUGUAUCUCGAUGCCAAAAUGGGGUUGCCUGUUUCCAGGACACAGUGUGCACAACCUAGUGAAGGAGCGAUAGACUUGUGCAGGAGAACAGGGGAUUGGUUUCACUGUGCAAUUGAUUUUUAACCAAACUACCUGGACUCCUGAGCCUAUAAAGUGCUAACAGCUCUUGACAAAUGCAACCAGUAUAUAAAAAUGAGACUUUUUUUUUACUCAGCUGAGGUCCCAUACUCCAAAUGUAAUGCAUGGAAGUGAUGCACAGUAUGUUACAUCUUAAUACUUAUGCAGAGUAAUGUCAUUGAUGGUUUUAUGUGUAUAAGAAGUAAUGAUAGUUAAAGAAUAAUUUUCCUUUAUAUUCUUAGGCUUGGCCAUUAUUUCUACAUCAGUUAUGUUAACAUUGUACUCACCAAGUUAAUUGCUGAGAUCUGGGAACACAAUGACAUUACUACAACUGUCUGUCUCUAAACUGUAAUGAAUGUUUGUAAUGGAAAGUUUGGGUAAAAAUUAUACUUUAUUUUCUUUGUUUGCUUUGUUUUCUUAUGGACAGAUUAUCAUGACCAUGAGUCCUGGGCACUAUUUUCACUCAGGGCCCUUACCAACAGGCAUACACACCCAUGUGUGACCCCCAGCACACAGGACAUCAGUGCACAACAGCACAUGGCCAAGUAACCCUCACACACCAUGUGGUAGCCUAUAUUGCAAUUAUGUAAAUUCUUUCGGUAUAUUAUGUCAACCACAUUUUGUUUUGCUCUUCAUACACCAUUAAACUUUAUUUAUCUUUAAGGGUCAAAACAAAAGCCAUAUGUGAAUAAUGAGUGAGUAAAUAAAACAUCACCCUACUGCUAGCUGUGAAAGAAUAUAUAAAUGAGAAUCAAAUGUACAGAGCCAAAGCUACGACCACACUGCUAAACACAGCACAAAACGGCAGAAACUAAAUAUUCUACGUAGACCUCAGCCCUCUUUAAAGAGAAGACAUCGAAGUCCAACUCCUGGAUGAGGUCUGAGUCAGUGAUAGCAUAUUCAGGUGUCUUUGUGUCAUCCAUGUAAUAACCUUAGUUCAGUAGUUAAGUAUUUUUCAUAGUGGUGUUUAAUCCUUGACAUUUUGUGAAAAGGAAUAUUCUCCAUUACAGUUGCUAACAGGAAGGGUCAGACACAGAUAGUCAAGGAAGAUAAUUGCUAAAAAAUACUGUACAUUAAUAAACAUUUAAAAUGUCCUCAUAGCUGCGUAGCAUACAUUACAUUGUGUUAUAAACCAUUUAUUAAAUAUGUGUAUACUGCUUAUGAAUGCUAAAUAGGGGGACUUAAAGUAACGUGGUGUUGUUGGUGUGAUUUUCUGACUACUUGUGUUUCGUGACCUGUCUGACUUUCUUUUUAUUGAUGUCACUGUGCUCCCAGAUCUCAGCUAUUAACUUGGUGAUUACAAUCUUGUUAUUACUAGUAAGAAAGAUGGCCAAAACUAUGCAAAUAAGACCCAAAAAAUGGAAUUAUCCUAGAUAAUGAAGGAAACUUUCUCUUUGUUGUUCUUCUUGUGAUUGGUGCAGUAUUAGCUUGUAAUGAAUCAAUGUUACUGCAUACAGAUGGGCAUGUGUCAUAGAGGGAAGAGAAUAUGAAUCAGAGUCUCAUGGGCUCCCCUGUUUCCUGCCCCCAACACCAUGUGCUGAUGUGCAGAGGCGACCCCUACAUGUUUGAAACAACAGUCUUACUCUGGUUUUCUUUCUGUCUGUGCUGUCUGUUCUGUAUGCCAUGUGUGACACUGUGUGUUCUAAAUGUAUACCAAGCAAUAUGAGAGGUCUGACAGAACAAUCAAAGGCUGUGUCUUGCCCUGUGUUGACCACUGAAAUAAACAACAUUGCCAUGCCUGUGUUGCAAAUAUAAGGCAAAGCAAAAGCAGCUCCUGUUUGCUGUCAUCUCAUGUAUUCAAGCUGUCAAGGUAAUGGCACCUGGUUGUAUAUGUAUGCAGCAUGUAAUCAUCUCUCCACGCUUGCUACUCAAGAACCCAUUCCUCACCCCAAAGUAGACUUUGCAUUUCAUCCAUAUUUCUCAGGCUGAAAACAACCAGCUGGGAUCUGAACCAGUGAGGCCCACAUGAAAAUGUCAGAAUACAAUUUUUUUCUCUCUCCUGCUCCUAAGCUUGAUAUAUUCUGAUGUGGUCCUGAGCAGGAAUGGGCUGGAGGGGCAGGGGGGAAUUCCCCAGCUGCAAUUAUCCUCAGCAGAGCCUCCUGUACGCUCUAAAAUUUCCCCUUAUUAUUAGAUUUUGUGGUUCCUUCUGGGCAGGUAUGCAGUCCCUCGCAAUCUCAUUUCAUUUAAUUGGUCUUGUACAAGAUGGCUUCUGGGUUGCUCAUAAAGUUAGCAGACAGGACCUCUGCCCUCUGCGGCAAAAGCACAGGAAGGUAGAAGAUUACAUUUCUGCAGGAGGGCAAAAAGGUGCAGAUGUGAAAAAUUCGGGGAUCAUCUUACAGCCUUUGUGCCAGACAUCAGCUGAUCUGUUAAGCUUUCACCACACUGCCAACCAAAACAACUAAAUUAGGAACGAGAGGUUUCUGUAAUGAAUGGCUCUAUUGAUUCAAGAUGCAGAAAGGAUCAUUUGGACUGGCACAUAAUUGUUGCUGUCUAUUAGCUAAUAUACCCAAUGCACUAGUAUCUGGCAUGCAGGGAUUAGUAAAACAGUGGUAUCUGCAGAAUAAGGCAAGAAGGAAAAUUCAAGCCACUGUAAGUUGACUUUCAUACUGCAGUGAAACUAGUGGCUGCAUGGAAAAAGGAAAGAAAACACAAACGAACAUCUAAAAUAUGAUAACGUGCUUUGAACAGAACCAGUAAGCACUGAUUUGGUGAUAUCCUGUUUAACUAAUCAAUUUCUAUUCAAUUCAAUGUAUUUAUUUAUAUAGUGCCAAUUCAUAACAGAAGUUAUAUACCAGCCAACAUAUAGUGCCAAAGUCAAUGCAAGAUAUUUCAGAAAGCCUGCGAGCCAAAAUAUGGGGCUGCAUGUAGUUGAAAUCUGAUGAGAAAUCAACAAAGCAUAAGCGUAAAAGCGUCUUCUUACCAUCCAGGUGCCCAACAACAAAAUUCAGCAAUGUUGCUGUGGCAUCCUCUACCCCCUUCCUUGUUUGAUACGCAAAUUGGAGUGGAUCAAUUACGCUCUGUGUCAUGGCCAGUAAGUUCCUCUUCAAUAUUAGUUGCAAACUUUUCAUAACUAGAGAGGUAAGCGCCACAGGGCGAUAAUCAUUCAACACCUUUGUUGAUGGAACCUUGGACACUGGAACAACAAUGGAUUCUGUCCAUAACAUGGGGACUUUAUUUUGUGAUAAAGAGAGCUGGAAAAUAAAUGUAAAAAUGCCACAUAAGAAUAAAGCACAGUUUUUGAGCAGUCGGCCGCUGAUGCAGUCAGGCCCAUGACUUUUCCUCACAUUUGUCUGUUCAAGAUUUCUCCAGACAUCCAUUUCAUCAAUCUGAAUCUGACUGCCCUCUGAAGCAACUCUAAAUUCGGCCAGUUCAUUACUAAAAUCAUGGGAAUCAAAUCUCAAGUAAAACUGGUUUAACUCAGACUUAUUAGGGUUUUUUAUUGUCCUGAAUUCCCACCAUAGAUUUGAUUCUCCUCCAGACGCAGUGAGAAUUGCCAUUCUUUAGUUCAUCCUCAUCCAAAUAACAACAAGAAGUAACAAGAAUAUGCAGUUAAAAGAUAAGGUAGUUUACGCUUCACUGUGCAGAAUAAUGUAUAUGCAGAAUUUGACACUAGAAGGCUGUUUUCACAUUCAUCUGCUGAACCUUAAAUCUCAGUUUAAUAUUUAGUAUGCAACUUACACAUGUGAUGUGGAACUUGAAGCCUGCAGGUCACAUACACUGAGAAUGGACUUUUCAGUGAAGUAGGAGACUUCUUGUGUCCAGCAGUUAAACAUUUGAACAAUGAUGAACAAUAUUUGCAUAUUCAUAAGUGUAUAUUUUUACAUGAGGGAGAAGAAGUAAGUGUCAAAGUUUAAGUAGUUGAUUGAACUUUUUUGUGGAAAAACCAUCUCAGGCACAAAUUAUUAUUCAAGCAUGUUUGGACCUCUCCAAACAUUGAAAUGCAUGCUUUUGACAUCAGGGUGACAGACUUUUAAAAGGUAGAUUGGACGUCAGAAAUUAUUUACAAAAAAUUCCUCCUUCUCUUUGGUGCCCCUCCAGCUAUGCCUAAAAAUGCCCCUGCAAGAAUCAGAGAGUUUAAAAAUAAGAAAGCUUGAGUUGAAGUAAAGUUACAAUUUGCAGCUAUUAAUUCAAAGAAGGUCCUUUAUCGUAUAACCCAUCUCAGACUCAAUAUGCAUUUUUGGGUGGAAUGGGCUAGAAUAUGCAGUACAAGUGUGCCUCAAAAUGUUGUGGUAUCUCACCGUUAAGACCCAAUACACAGUUCUUAGCCCCAGCUAGAGAGCAUUUAAAAAUUAUUUUCUAACAGCUUAAGAAUGUCGACCGGAAAUUCUGUAAAUGAGGACUGCCCCACAUGCAGUACGAAAGGUUCGUCUUAUCUCUGCCCGGCAGCUGUAGUGAAACUUUUCAGAUGAGUGCAUUCCAAGUUUCUCUGGACUGCUUAAGGGUUGAUCUUCUCUUUAAUUCUCUAGAUGUUUGGAUUAAUAACUCAGAGGUAGUAAGUAGGCAUCUAGGCUCGCCCAGACUAUGCAGAUUUGCCAUCAGAACAGGCACCAAUCAGACAGACAGACACUGUGGAGGUUUCUCUGGCUAUAAUCAGUGGUCAGGCCUGUAGACAUCCAGCCACUCACAGGCUGUCCUGUACAGCUGAGGAAUUAAUGACAAUGCAGUAAUUAGAGAGAAUGUUUGCCACAAUAAUAAAGACAGAAAAUGGCUUCAUCUGCAGGGGAUUCAGUGUGGUCCUGUUAUACAAGCUCCUUAGAAGCUUAGAUUGCACUACUGUUUGUUAUAAUUUUGUGUUUUUGUUAUUAACGUAUUUUUGAUGCACCUCUCUCCUCUCUCCUCCUCGCCAUCUGUAUGCAUUUUUAUCCCAUUAAUGCAUGUUACUAACUCGACAUCUCUCUCCUGUAGUUUUGUGCUUUCUUGUUCCUCUCUCCUUCUGUCGCUUUCAGCAGGUAUAUCUGCCUCCGGAUCUGCAGAGUCUGGAUGUGGGCCACCUGCUGCCCCCGUGUUCCUGCUCGACACUGCUACUAUAGUUAACAGGCUCCCGGAUGGAAAAAUGACCCCGUACCCAAAGAUGUGAAUGCUCUGGAUGGAAGACUCCUGGCUAGGAUUACCCAUACCAAGGCACCCUGAACCUCAUCCUCUCUGGCAAUCACAUGGAACAUAAUUAUGAUGUGCGUAACCAGGAGUUAUUAGCUGUGGUGUUGGCAUUGGAGGAGUGGAGGCACUGGUUGGAAGGGAAUGAACAACCAUUUAUGGUCUGGACCGAUCAUAAAAACCUCUCUUACCUCCAUUCCAGGCUGAACCCUCGCCUGGCAUGAUCCUGAGAAGUCCGGUGUUGAGCCUGAACCCAUUCUCCCUCCAUCCUGUCUGGUGGCUGCUGCUACAUGGGAGAUUGAGACAGUGGUCAGAGAAGCCCAACGUUCACACUCAGACCCAGAUUAGGGCAGAGUUCAAGAGAGAGUCAUCACCACAAACCUUCUCGUAUCUUUUCUCGAGGACUUGAUGGCCUGGUCCAAGUCUGCCACACUACAUAUCUGAAGAUCCAUCAGACGUUAUCGGGAUGUGUGAUGCUCAUGCAAGUUGGCCUACCUGGUUAUGAGGGUUCGGAACAUGAUGCCUUUCCACGUGAGCUCAGUGUGGCAGUUGUGGUCGAGGAGACCAUUGUGCUACACAACUUCAAAGCUGUGCCAUGCAGCUUUGCCAUGCUUAUGGGCAUUAUCUACUGUGUGGAGCUUGAGUAUCCACAAUCCAUGAAGUAUUCUUUUCUACAGAGAGUGGUGAUGAAGAUCAAACCAGACUAAGCCUCUGUCCAAGUACAUGGAUUAAGGAACAAACUCUCAGGUACAAACUGUAAAACAUAUGUCUACUUGGUUGUUGACUGGAAGUAUGUUUCCUAAUUAACAUGCACGCCAAGUCGAAUGCAUAGAAUCAUACACUCAAACGUAUGCAGUGAAGAAAUGGACAGAAGACAUUUCACAUUCCACAGUUUCUCAUGUGGAAAGUGUUCCUGUUAAGAAAUGUUCUUUUUUUUAUACACAAGCAAACUUUCAGCACAGUCUCUCACUUCAACACACUCACUCACACAGACACACACACUUACUCGAACACACACACACUCCUAUGUGUAGUGAGUAGGUCACUACAAGAAUUAAAUAGAUAGGAAAAGAGUAUCAGGGUUCCCACGGGUCCUUGAAAUCCUUGAAAGUUUGUGAAUUUGAGGGGAAAAAAUCAAGGCCUUUUUGAAAAUGGAUAUAAAUAGACAUGGGUCAUUGAAAGUGCUUGAAUUUAUAUAUUUUGUACAAGAAUAAAAAUUAAAGUUCUUUUGAUUUUUUUUAACUUAAAGUAACAUCACUGUAACAACUGAGAAGUGUUCACACAUUCAAGCCAUUCUCUUUUUAAUUGUUAUGUGUGAGCUUCUGUAAAGUCCUUCUAGUUCUCAUUAUAAAAAUUCUCAGUGUAACAGUUAUUAACCUUGAUCCGUGUCUCAAACUAUACCAUGUUGGAUCCUUGAAUUUCAGGCAUUGGGCCUGGAAAGUCCUUGAAUUUGAUGUUUGGAUGAAGGUGUGGGAACCAUGGAGUAUUCUAAAUGUGAGAUAAAAGCACUGUGAUAUUGAUCCCCUUCAUUUUGUUGGAGUGAUUGAACUUAUUGUGUCUGUUGAUGGUGUGAAACAAUACUGUCCUUAACAGACAGGUUUUCACGCAUGUAAAGGCUUUCCGCCUGAUUGUAAUGAGAUGAUGAUAGGGAUUUUCUUGCUUAACAAAUACUAUAUGUUUUGUGAAAUGUUAAAUGCACUUAUGCAAACCUUAAGCACAUAGUCUCAGGAUUUAAAGCAGUUUAUUUUGUAAAUGUGAGAGGAAAAACACAGGAGACACACAAGACCAGGUUUUGUUGGACUCAUUAUAAUGAGAGUUGAUGGUCUCGACUGUUUUCUGCUUAGGUGGACGAUUUUCUUUAACAUAUACUAUAUGUUUUGUGAAUGUUAAAUGCACCUACUCAAACCUUUUUAAAGGGACAGUUCACCCCAAAAUCAAAAAUAAAUUUUUUUCUCUUCCUGUA
Siniperca chuatsi (mandarin fish) is the source of this 10044-nucleotide messenger RNA. It is a transcript of the gene tmem200b, whose product is annotated as transmembrane protein 200B. The record is from RefSeq and is a predicted model, not a curated record. The coding region runs from base 1266 to 2507 and encodes 413 amino acids. NCBI's taxonomy places the organism in Eukaryota, Metazoa, Chordata, Actinopteri, Centrarchiformes, Sinipercidae. The transcript has 7 exons.